CACAGCGUACACCGAAAAUUUAACUUCAGGUAUUUAAGUAGUAGCCGAACAAGGAUUAUAAUACCUUCAAAUAGAUCUGUUAACAGAAGCAAGCAUUUUGAGUACUCUUUGAGGACUAAUUAAGGAGAAGCUUGUGAUGGAUAGCACAAACUCAAGUUCCACCAUUUCAAUAAGUGUCCUUCUUUUGAGGGUCUUAACCUUCAUCUUUUUGCUCAUUGCCCUCAUUUUCAUUGCCAUAAACAGGGUAACAGAUGAUUACACAGGUGACAAACUCGAAUCCAAGGAUGUCUAUGCUUAUCGAUAUAUGAUCUCUACGAUAGUCAUUGGAUUUGCAUAUAACCUCCUGCAAUUGGCAUUCUCAAUCUUCACUGUGGUCUCGGGAAAGCGUGUAUUAAGAAGUGAUGGUGGCUAUCUAUUUGAUUUCUUUGGUGACAAGAUCAUAUCAUACUUCCUGAUUUCGGGUUCAACUGCUGGAUUAAGUUUGAAUGUAGAGCUUCGUAGAGAACUUCCCUCGAACACCUUUUUUCAUAAGGCUAACGUUUCAGCCAGCCUUCUUCUAGUUGGAUUUUUGUUCACUGCCACAGCAUCAAUUUUCACUUCCUUUGCUUUACCAAAGAAAACUAAUAAUUAACUAAUGAGUUGUGUGUUUGAUACAAUAAUUUUUACAACAAUAUAUGAUCUUUCUCGCUUUCUUUUUCAUUGUUGUAAAAAUUGUUGCCAAGUAACAUUUCUCUUAAUUAAUUAGCUUGAUGCGCAUAUAGAAAAGGAUGGACAUGGACUAUGAUACUUUCUUAUUAUUCGCUUCUCUAGUUAAUUUGGUUUAGUUCAAUUAACUUUUUGUUGGUCAA
Messenger RNA from Cajanus cajan (pigeon pea), 848 nucleotides. RefSeq names its product CASP-like protein 4D1. Lineage: Eukaryota; Viridiplantae; Streptophyta; Magnoliopsida; Fabales; Fabaceae. The record is from RefSeq and is a predicted model, not a curated record.